GUCACACUGUCCAGAUUCGCGCACAUUGUUUUUAACGUUUUUAACGCGACGAAAUGGAGGAAAAGGUUCAACCGAAAUUCGUAUUACCGUCCCCUAAAUUCGACAAGCCCAAUGGCGCUGGCAAGGCGAAUCACCUUUACCUGACGCCCAGUGGGAUGACCCUGCUGCCGAGGGCCAAGCAACCGCCGCCCAUGUAUGGCGCACGAGGAUCAACAGUGCCCGCUAAAUAUCUGGCCCAGGAGAAUAGCAGUCCUGCAAGUGAGAGCCCAGAGACCCCACCAAUCUAUAACUCUCCCCCGCGGUCGGAGUUCUGCCACACAUGUGACAUGGAGCUGGCCAAUUCCCAGGACAUGAGACGCCACCUGGAGCAACACGAGUCCUGUCCCGCCGAUGACUGCGACUUUGCUGCCCUGCACAAUGUCCUGGAACGCCAUAUUGAAGCUAAUCACAUCACGGGCGCUUACAAAAGGGUGAAGAAGGUGUGGACGGAAGAGGAACUGGCUGCUUGGAGGGCAGAAAGGAGAAAGAGAUUUCCCACUGCGGCGAAUGUUGAGCUGGCCAGAUUGGCCAAGGAACAGAGAAUCAAGCGAGGAGAACGUCUGGAGGCCUCUAAAUCCCGCUUUGGAAACCGGGAAGAUCGCCAAAGGACGCGACCCAAAGGAGAUCACAAGGAGCGUUUAGAUCCGAGAAACAAGAGGAAAAGGGGAGUCAAAGGAAAAUCCGCUGAAAAGAAGAAAAAGGAAGAAAGCAAAAUCCAAACUAGAGAGUCAAAGGAAUCAAAAGAAAUCGUAACUCAGUCUCCUAUCUUAAAUAAGGAAGCUGAUCAAACAAAUGAGGAAUCCAACUUGUGCUCCAUAGAAAGUGCCAAAUUCUGUGGAACAGGAUCGAUGACGGACUACCAACACUUCAAGCCAAAAGUUCAAAAGAAGGAUAAUGUUCUUUUUGGCCUGCUUGGGAUGUAUGGAUCAGAUAGUGAAGAAGAAAGUGAAUCAGAGUCUGAAGUUCAGGAUCGGAACGAAAAACCGGAGGAUAUACGAGCCACUGAACAAUUUGGUAGCCGUAAAAUAGAACCUCUUGAGUGCACAGAAAAGGGUCCAACUGAAGAUGAUCUAACCCAAAAGUUAGAACCCAAUAUUGCCAUAGAAUGCUUAAGACCUGAGGCUUCUCAAGUGGAUUCAAAUAAGGAUAUGGAAACCAGUGAGAAUCCAACACUAACUUUGGAAAAUACCCCCUUGGAUGACACCUCCCAGGAAGAUCACAUAAUCGAAUCCACCUUAGAUUUAGUUCCUUCAACUAGGGAAGAUGCUUGCUCUUCCGAUGAAGCACCAGACGAAGAGCCCUUCCAGCGAGUAACUGAAACUAUAAGAGAACCAACUCCCCCGAAAGCUGAACCUAAAGAAUGCAAGCCCAAAACUGCACCCAAGCGAGCUGCUCCUAAGCGAUUGUAUGGCUUAAACUACAAGAAGGUUCGCAAGCAAACCCAGCAGAACACCAUGUUAUCCAAACUUCUAGAAGCUGAUAUACGACAUGAGCGAAAUGUCCUGCUGCAGUGCGUGCGACAUGUAUGCGAAAGGAAUUUCUUUGGCAUUGGACAAAAUAAAGAUGAAAAAGAUAAAGAGAAGCUGGUUCCCAUUUGUGAUAAAUCACCCGAUGCAUUAUAACUAUUAGCUACUAAGAUAAGUAAAUAAAGUACAAAUUUAAGAUUUCGUAGCCUGCUUAAGACUUU
Molecule: messenger RNA, 1726 nt
Organism: Drosophila takahashii
Lineage: Eukaryota; Metazoa; Arthropoda; Insecta; Diptera; Drosophilidae
Gene: Nufip
Product: nuclear FMR1 interacting protein 1
Biological process (GO): box C/D snoRNP assembly
Cellular component (GO): nucleus
Source: RefSeq, a predicted model, not a curated record